AUGGCUAACAACCCCAAGGUCUACUUCGACAUGACCGUCGGCAACGCCUCGGCGCGCUGGAUCGUGAUGGAGCUCUUCGCGGACACGACGCCGCGGACGGCGGAGAACUUCCAGACGCUGUGCACGGGCGAGAAGGGGGUAAGAAGGUCGUGCGGGCGGCGAUUUCACCGCCGGGGGGAGUCGAUCUACGGGGCGAAGUUCGCCGACGAGAACUUUAUCAAGAAGCACACGGGGCCGGGGAUCCUGUCGAUGGAGAACGCGGGGCCGUGGACGAACGGGCCGCAGUUCUUCAUAUGCGAUCGAGCAGGUCGGGUCGUAGUCGGGCCGGACCACACCACUAAGCCCGUUGUGAUCGCUGACUGUGGUCAGCUCUCUUGA
Linum trigynum is the source of this 378-nucleotide messenger RNA. The record is from the annotation of a GenBank genome assembly. NCBI's taxonomy places the organism in Eukaryota, Viridiplantae, Streptophyta, Magnoliopsida, Malpighiales, Linaceae.